AGAUGACAGUUGGGUGGGUCUUUCUGGCACUAAGCUGCCUGAGCUUGUCAGCAGGACUGCAGAGAACCAAUAAAUACGAAGGUUAUAAAAUCUAUGAAGUCUCUGGUAAAGCUCGUUCGGUAGCCUUUGCAGAAACUCUUUCCGAACUGGUCAAGAAUGCGUCAUAUUAUGAGGUGUUCUCGGAAUUUAAUGGUGAUAAUCCAGCCAAGAUUAUGGUGCAUCCUCAGGAACAGGUGAACUUUGUGCAGCUGAUGGAUGAGAAUAAUGUGCAGUAUGAUAUUAUCAACCGGAAUGUGGGUCUCACUCUGAGCCGUCAAUUCGAAACGAACCGGAUGUUACGCCAGUGGUUUCCCUACAAUGGAAGAUUGGGCACUGAGAGAUACUACAACCAUGAGGAGAUCAACCAGUUCAUCGAGGAUUUGGCAAGGGAGCAUCCGCGUAGGGUUUUCCUGAAAACCGUGGGUAGAAGUUACGAAGGUCGCUGGCUGAAAACCAUCACAAUCACCAAUGGCGAUGCCAGGCGCAAUAAGAAUGUGAUCCUCGUGGAUGGUGGCUUCCAUGCCCGAGAAUGGAUCUCACCGGCAGCUGCUACUUAUCUGAUCAACCAGCUGGUGUAUAAUCUCGAAGAUAAUGCCGAUCUUCUGCUGGACUUCGAUUGGGUGAUCCUUCCUGUGGUCAAUCCCGAUGGCUAUGAGUACACCCAGUUAUCGGAGGAUACUCGCAUGUGGCGCAAAACCAGGAAGCCCAGCAGUUCGGAUUGCAUUGGCACCGAUCCCAACCGUAACUUUGACUUCCACUGGAACGAGGAGGGUGCCUCGGAUGAUCCAUGUGAUAACAUAUAUGCUGGCGCCAAGCCUUUUUCAGAACCAGAGGCUCUGGUCGUUGGGGAUCUCAUCCAUAGCUAUGUGGAUCGCGGACAGAUGUAUUUGACUUUGCAUUCCUAUGGAUCACUUAUUCUGUAUCCUUGGGGCUGGACUGCAGCUGUUCCCGAUACAGAAGAGGAUCUGCAUGAGGUUGCUGCAGCAGGUCAAAGUGCUAUUCAGGAGGCCACUGGCACUAUCUAUACGAUUGGACCCUCUACCACAACCAUUAACUAUGCUGCAUCCGGAGCUAGCGAUGAUUAUGCCUUCAAUGCUGGCUUCCCCAUUUCCUUCACCAUGGAACUGCCCUUCGGUGGUACAGGAUUCGAUCCCCCGGCAUCGGAUAUAGAUAGCAUAGUCAAGGAGACCUGGGUGGGCAUUGCGGCCAUGGCCCGGAAAGUCAUACAAAAGUAUCCGCUUGCAUAAUACUAUAACAACAAAUUUGUUCGAUUAUUCAGUUUAUUGAUUUCAUGACCAUUGUAAACUAAACCGGGAGAACGCCGGUAUCUAAACGAUAAAGUCUUUGGUAAUUUUUGAAAAA
Messenger RNA from Drosophila mauritiana, 1401 nucleotides. Its product is annotated as carboxypeptidase B. Lineage: Eukaryota; Metazoa; Arthropoda; Insecta; Diptera; Drosophilidae. Gene Ontology annotation, molecular function: zinc ion binding; metallocarboxypeptidase activity. Bases 3 to 1286 code for a protein of 427 amino acids. The record is from RefSeq and is a predicted model, not a curated record. The transcript is spliced from 3 exons. Gene Ontology annotation, biological process: proteolysis.